Molecule: messenger RNA, 1536 nt
Organism: Verticillium alfalfae VaMs.102
Lineage: Eukaryota; Fungi; Ascomycota; Sordariomycetes; Glomerellales; Plectosphaerellaceae
Product: sugar transport protein
Exons: 6
Coding region: 1-1536 (511 amino acids)
Biological process (GO): carbohydrate transport; transmembrane transport
Cellular component (GO): membrane
Molecular function (GO): carbohydrate:proton symporter activity
Source: RefSeq, a predicted model, not a curated record
AUGGCUCUCCCUCCGAAAUGGUACCAAUUUCUCGUCAGCGUCUUCGCGUCGCUCGGCUCCCUGACGUUCGGUUAUGAUCUUGGUGUCAUCGCCCAGGUUAUUGGAUCGCCAUCCUUCAAGUCCAAGUUUGGCGAAGAUCCGGCCGAAAUCGGCGCCGUUGUUAGUGUUUUCACGGGUGGAGCGUUCUGCGGUGCUGGUAUUGCCGGUUGGGCUGGCGAUCGCUUUGGCCGACGUCUCACGAUCCUGAUCGGUGCUGCCUUCUUUCUCCUCGGCGGAACCCUCCAGACCAUCGGCAAGAACAUUGCCUUUCUCAUGGCCGGUCGUACGCUUGCUGGUGUUGGUGUCGGAGUUUUGUGCAUGAUCAUUCCAGUUUACCAGGGCGAACUUUGCCACCCCGACAUUCGUGGCCGUGUCACGGCUCUCCAACAAUUCAUGUUGGGCAUUGGUGCACUUGCGGCAGCUUGGAUUUCAUACGGCUCCUAUAUCGGAUUUGCGGCCGACGACAACAACCAGUGGCGCGUCAGUCUUGGUAUUCAGAAUGUCCCUGCUGGCAUCCUGGCCCUGCUGAUCCUGCUGUUCCCUGAGUCGCCUCGCUGGCUGAUUCAAAAUGGCCGCACGGAGGAGGGCCUUCAGACUCUGGCCAAGCUUCACGCGCACGGUGAUGUCAACGACGCUUGGGUUGUUGCCGAAUUUUCUCAGAUCGAGGAUACGAUCACCAUCGAAAGGGAGGGUUCGGCCAAGUCGUACGCCGAGCUGUUCACUGACCGCUCGUGCUUCCGUCGCCUCUUUCUCGCUUGCGCCCUGCAGGCCAGUGUCCAGAUGACAGGUGUCUCGGCCAUUCAGUACUACUCCCUCGCUAUUUACGAGAAGAUUGGUAUUGCGGGUGACGAUGCCCUCAAGUACCAGGCGAUCUCCUCCUGCAUUGCCUUGUUUGCUCAGUUCCUCACGAUUCUGUUCAUCGAUAAGACGGGUCGGCGGUUCCCGCUCAUUGGUGGCAACCUGCUGAACGCCGUCUGCUUCAUCAUUGCCACGAUUCUGCUGGCCAAGUACCCUCCCCUGGAUGGUGCCUCGAGCAACAUUGGUGCCUCAUGGGGCUUCAUUGCUAUGACCUGGCUGUACAACUUCUCGUUCAGCGCCACGUGCGGUCCUCUGUCAUGGAUUAUCCCCGCCGAGAUCUUCGACACCAAGACACGUUCCAAAGGCGUUUCAAUCGCCACCAUGACCAGCUUCGCCUUCAACACCAUGAUCGGCCAGACCACGAGUGUUGCUCUCGACGACAAGGAUGGCAUUGGCUGGAGGUGGUACAUUCUGUUCAUCGUGUGCAACUUCACCAACGCUAUCUUCUUCUGGGCAUUCCUGCCCGAGACGGCCAAGCGCCCGCUGGAGGAGAUGAGGUACCUCUUCACUGAGGCACCUCUAUUUGUGCCCAGGAUGGACCCCUCGCAGGCGACUUCUCACGAUUUGGAGCGUAGGAUUCAGGACGCCGAGGCCAAGCAGGCCGGUGUGGAUGCUGAAGAUGAGCAUGUCAAACUCUGA